Molecule: messenger RNA, 1605 nt
Organism: Aspergillus heteromorphus CBS 117.55
Lineage: Eukaryota; Fungi; Ascomycota; Eurotiomycetes; Eurotiales; Aspergillaceae
Exons: 3
Coding region: 1-1605 (534 amino acids)
Molecular function (GO): metal ion binding
Source: RefSeq, a predicted model, not a curated record
AUGUCUUCCCCGACUCGCCCCCAGUUCUUCUGUACUCGCCCAAAUGGCACCCUCACCCCCCUGGUCGCUGUGGAUGAGCUUCCCUCGCACAUUUCGAUCCGCGGAGCUCCCCGUGUCCUAUCGGCCAGUGGGACUCAAGGGAUGACCAGCCUUGGGACUGUGAAUCCGAGGACUCGGUGCUAUGUGGUGGAGGGCGCUACUCCUGUUGCGACUCGUGCGUCAUCUGCCGCCGCCAACGCAGCUGGUCACCGCACCCAUGACUACGACCUGCAGCUAGCUUUCAUGAGGCUCCUUUCCGAUGAAAGUCUCCCUACCAGCCAGCGUCUGGCGGUGACUUCUUUUCUGCAGCAGGGGGCCCCUCAGAAUUACUACUCCAGUCCUUCCAGUAGCACUUGGUUGGUCCCUAAUAGCGGCGGUGGAGCCGCUGGUCACAGUGGUCCCAAACAGGGUCCUCACUACAAUGCGAAGAAAGAGUACUGUUCGUACUGGAUUCGUCAUGGCGAAUGCGACUAUCAGCAGCAGGGAUGUCUUUACAAACAUGAAAUGCCCAACGACCCCGCCAUGUUGGAGAAGCUGGGCCUUCGUGACAUUCCUCGCUGGUAUCGCGACAAGUACGGCAUCCCCAGCCUGAUCCCCAACGGACAUGCUCACCCUCGUUCUCAUAUCAGCCAUGCUCUUCCCCCAGCCGACAGCGGGGCCUUCAGAGCGAUCCAGUAUCCGGCUCGUCUGGGAAUCAAUGGAGCGAUGGACGCCUCUGAAAUCGAGAAGGAGUCCAAAUACAAGGCAUCCGGCCAGCUUCUCACCCAGCAGUCGUCAAUUGCCCUCGCUGGCGCGUCCAGGCUGGCGUAUGACUCGACCAAGGGCCCGGUUCCUCCUAAGCAUGGAGCUAGAUAUGUUUCCAGCGAGGACAACUCAGCGAUGAAAAAGCUUGAUCUGUUGUCUUUUGAGCCUCUGCCGGAGUUUGCAGAACAGUCGACUAUGGAGCCCGCGCCUGGCAGCAUGAGCGCCCUCAACUAUCCGCGCCCUCGGGAGAUUGUCCCCUUCCCAAGCAGCAACAACCACCGCGAUGAGUUUGCCCGCAGUCUUCAAUCCCUCAUGCCAGCUUCCAUGGCCGGACCCUCGGAUUACCUGAUGACCAGUCCGUCUUUCAAGAACCAGGCGUCUCAGGGCCGCGCCAAAAAGACACCGAAGUCCCGUCGUUUGUACGGUUACCAGCCGCGCUCACAGCUCUCUGCGCUGGAUUCUGGGCACGAGACCGGUGCGGUUGAUGCCUUUGGAAACUUCUUGAUGAACUAUGCCACUACCUCCUCGAGCGUUGCAUCUCCGACUUCCCGGGUCACUUCCGGCUCGCACCUGGCCAGUCCAAACAUCGGGCCCGCUCUGGACAUGCCAGUCUCGGAGCCUCCUUCUCGUCAGGAAUCUCCAUCUAGCCCAUCUGGAACCGCUUCUUGCGAGUCAAGCCCCAGCAUCGCCCGUAAUCGCACCAGGGCCAAGCAGCCCAAGUCGGUUUUUGGUGCCAUCGGCAGCCGCAGAAUUCAUCGCCAGCAGUCAGACGGAUCAUCCGAAGACGACCUGCUCGGCCUGGCGAUGCGAGACGCGAGAUGA